AUGAAAUUCCUACUGAUCGCUGCUCUCGUCGCCGUGGCCACGGCCACCCCAACCAGACGCUUCCUCACUCCUGAAUCAGCAGGACCCGUCCAGGUUGUUGGAAUUGACGACAACAGCCCCAUCAGCGUCGGCCCCGCUAUCAUCGAAGGACUCCCCAUCUCUGUUGGCCCCGCUGUUGUCGACCAAUACGAACCCAUCUCUGUUGGACCCGCUAUUGUUGAUGGAUACGAACCCAUCUCAGUUGGACCCGCUGUCGUUGACGAAUAUGAACCCAUCUCCGUCGGACCCGCUGUCGUCGAUGAGUACGAACCCAUCUCUGUUGGACCAGCUCUGAUCGAGGGACCCAUCCCCGACCCCGCUGCUGUCUCUGGCUCCCCCCUCGUCCAAGUCAUCGUGAACAUCAACACCAAGAAACCCAACCCCGGCCCCGGCGCUGGAGGCUACGAGCCCAUCCAGACUGAGCCUGUCAUCAUUGACCCCAUGCCUGAACACGAAUACGAACCAAUCCAGACCGAGCCCGCUAUCAUUGAUCCCAUGCCUGAACACGAAUACGAACCAAUCCAGACUGAGCCCGCCAUCAUUGACAGCGACCCCGCUGUCAACCUUCCCGACACCCUCAACUAA
Zerene cesonia (dogface butterfly) is the source of this 624-nucleotide messenger RNA. RefSeq lists its product as uncharacterized. Lineage: Eukaryota; Metazoa; Arthropoda; Insecta; Lepidoptera; Pieridae. The record is from RefSeq and is a predicted model, not a curated record. The coding region runs from base 1 to 624 and encodes 207 amino acids. The transcript has a single exon.